Molecule: messenger RNA, 1170 nt
Organism: Acanthocheilonema viteae
Lineage: Eukaryota; Metazoa; Nematoda; Chromadorea; Rhabditida; Onchocercidae
Source: the annotation of a GenBank genome assembly
AUGUAUGGCAUCAUUUUGCUUCCAAUAUGCGCCAUUUUGAUUGAAACGAUCAAUGCGCAAAAGGAAUCUGAUGAGGAGCUUGUUUAUGUGCAAGCAAUCUGGCGGCAUGGCGAUCGAGCACCAAAUCAUUUACCUUAUCCAAAUGAUAAAUACAAGGAGACUGCAUGGCCGAGAGGAUGGGGUCAAAUAACAAAUGUUAGAUGUUUGAAUGUAUUUGAGAUUGGAAUGAUGCAAAUGUAUGAACUCGGAGAAUUUUUUCGAAAAAGAUAUGCUUCGUUUAUUGCAAAUUUUAACAAAGAAGAUGUAAAUUUGGUAUCAUCGAGCUCGGAUCGUGCUAUAGUCAGUGGAUUAGCUAUGCUUCGUGGCUUCUUUCCAGCUAAUGGUCAAGAAGCAUGGCUGCACAAUGAACAGUGGCAACCGCUACCAUUUCAAAUAGAAACAACAGAUGCUUUGUUAAGACCGACAAAUUUCGAUUGUAAAACAUAUGAUUUGGAGAGUAAAAAGGAAAAUGAAGUAUUAUACAGAAAUAUAAGUGAGAAAUAUGCUGAUUUUUUCGAUUUCCUUGCCAAUGUUACUGGACAUAAGAAGGUGGAUUUCAAAAAGGCUGCCUCAUUGUAUGAUAUUCAACGAGAGAUGGAUAAUAACAUGACACAACCAUUGUGGGUGUAUCAGAUAUGGCCUCAAUUUGAUAAUAAGACGACAAUUGGUAUAAUACGUAAUUUGAAGAGAAUUCGUCGUAUCUCGGAGUUUAAUUCAGCAGGAAAGGCUCAAUUACGUGGGGGUUUAUUGAUGGAAGAUUGGAUUGAUCGAGCAAAAAAUGUGUCACUCGGAUUACCCGUUACUCCACGUAAAAUUAAGCUUUAUUCUGCUCAUGAUGGAACAGUGUUGGCACUAAUGUAUGCUUUGGGUGUCAGCAAUGAUUUGCUCGUUCCGUAUGCUUCGUGUGCCAUAAUGGAAAUAUAUAAAACGGCGAAUAAUCAUACAACAAUCAAGUUUUUUUACAAGAAUGGAACCAACAUCUAUCAGUUAGCACUACCCGGUUGCUCUUCAAAUGAUAAUUGCACAAUUGCGCAAGUUAAAAAAGCUAUUGCCACAAGAAGUGUUCAAAGUUUGCAACAGUUGAACGAGGCAAAAUUUUUUUUAGUGAUAUUAGAAUCAAAUAUUCGUUAG